AAAAACGGCGUCCGCGAUGGAAGACGUCAUGCGCCAAUCACCUGCCGAUCUCAUCGAAACAGAGGGUCACGAGCAGGGAUGUCCUCCAAUAGCAGUCUAUCUCGACUACCCCGGCUUUGCAGCAGCUCACGAUCGCAAUUAGGGCACAUGCGAAAGCGAGUCUGCGGCUGAGCCGAGCCUGCAGGAUAUAACACCUGCAGAAGGCCAAUCCUGUGUAACCAAUCCUUCGACCAGUGAUGCGGGAGCCAUGUCGGUCGCUUCCACCAUACCUUUACGACAAGACGUUGGCGAGCUGGAAGCUGGUACAUCCACUGCCAUGCAAGAGUAUAAUUCCCAUUCGGAUCGUGGCUCUGGACUUGAGAGCUACUUCGAUCUUGCUCAGGGCCCUACUGCGUCGAUCAAAAGGCCUGCUGAAAAGCAAAAGAUGGCCUUUGAAAAGACGACCCGCUCUACAUCUUCUCAUCUGCCCUCUAAUAUGUCCCGGCGCAGGGCGACAAGCCAACUUGCUUCCCCUAUUGUUGAUUUUGAUGUUGCUACGGCAGAGAAACCAUACAGAAAGCGCCAGAGCAGUCAACCAGUACCGGGCCCCAAGUGCUACUACAUUAUUGAUCCCAGAGUCCCCGGCUUAGCUUGGUACUUGGCAAAGGGAAAGGGCAAUUCAAAUUCACCAGAAUAUGAAGUUGAAAGCGUACCAGCUUGUUUGGUUCACACCAGGCAGAAUCAUGUAGGAUAUCUUAUUGAAACAGCUAAUCGAGACGAGGUGACCGUCGACGCUGGAUAUCGAUCAGCAUCUUGGACUCCAAAAUACCAGAAUGGCUGGGCUACCGUAGCAGAGCCUCUUCAAGAAAAGGCAAACAUCAAUUCAGAAACAAAAUCCAAUAAAAGGGUGAAUCGAUUUGAAAGAAGUGACGCUGAAAGAGAACCACCCAGCGAUGAGUCGAGUGUUAUCGUGAACCGCCGCGAGAUUCCCCUCAUAGCGAAGAGUAUCAUACGCCAGUUGCACACAAUCCGGCCGCAAGAGCGCAUGUAUACCACAAGCAACAGUGAAGAAAAGGACGGGGCUUCAUCAUCUGAACAGCGAGAUCUCGAGAAUAUCAUCGAGGCUGCCCUGUUGGAAUUUGGGAAACUAGCGCAAUACAGUGAUAAAACCAGGGCUCAUGGGGAAGAAAUUACCUCCGAGAACAAAACGCCUGCCCAAUUCAAGCUUGAAAGCGAGUCUCAGCGCAUUAAUCUUCGGCCAUCUAUAGCUGCAGAUCCGGCCAUUACGUUGAGCAUACCUGAGACAUCAUUUACCAUCCCAGACGCUGAUCACAAACACAAUGUACUCAGAAAAGACUGGAAACGAGGAACUUCGACAGCGACGACGCUAAUUUCACCACAAAGCAUUACUUCAAUCACCUGGACGAAGCAUGACGGGCAUUUGGAAGAGCCGACUGGGCCUCCUAUAACAACAGACAGUCCUUCAGAUGAGAAUUCUGCCGAAACACGUCGCACCUCAUCCUGUCAUGGUCACAGUCAAGACCAGAAAUUAGAGGCCUCGCAAACCUCUCUUGGGGCUUCCAGUGUCGCAUCAUCCAUGACCUCGUUUCCGAAACUACUUUCACGCCAUUGUACUCGAGAAUGGAUCAAGCCUCUUACUAAUUUGGAAGACUUUCACCACAGGCCAUCAUCUGAACUAAAAUACCCAGGAUCUGAAUCUCGCGCCGAUCGCCCUUCCCACGUGCCGUUUAACGAGAGCUCAUUCUCAAACUCUUGGGCCGGCGAUAGUUUCCAAUCUCAUGAUGCUUCCAGCUAUUUUACCAAUGAAGCUCAUCAGAACGCCCGGCGUUCAACCAUAUCCCAGUCUCCACUGGGAAACUUGAAAAACUUUGGUAGUCAAAUUGGCGCGGCGCGGCACCGCCGUCGAAGUACGGCAUCCUACGAUUCCAGGGCUCCGGUCUGGGAGGAUCAAUUUCUGCCAAGUAUUCUAAGCAGGUUCUUCCAUAACAAAAGUAAAGGAACGCCUGGAAGCCCCGAUUCCAAAGAAACGAUCCAUUCAGGAGCUCUGGCCCCUUGCAACUCGCCGGCUCACGGCCAUUAUUCAGCGAAUAACCCCAGAUCUGGAAAUGGGUCGUUUCAUGAACGAAGCCCGACUGUGUCGGUGGAGGACAGAGCCAGGAUACAGGAAGUCCUUGUUGGAGGCCCCGCAGCAAUGCACAGGCGCCGAUGCGAUACGUGUUCUGAAGAUAACAGGCCUCACAUUUGUGAGGAAGACAUGGAAAAUAGAGUGAGGUGAAGAUAUGAAGAGCAAGAUUGUACCAACAUAUGCGAGUAAAAUUAGUUUUCCGCACCUUUCCCUAUGUUGUAUCGUCCGCAU
Trichoderma asperellum CBS 433.97 is the source of this 2356-nucleotide messenger RNA. RefSeq lists its product as uncharacterized. The record is from RefSeq and is a predicted model, not a curated record. NCBI's taxonomy places the organism in Eukaryota, Fungi, Ascomycota, Sordariomycetes, Hypocreales, Hypocreaceae.